CGAGCUAGCCCGCCGCGACCACACCGAGAAGCUUAUUAGAGAACGCCGGCCAUUGUUUAUCGAUCACCGUCGCCUUCUUACCUCUUACUAGAAGCUACAAUACCAUACGCUAAACGCAGAAGGGGUGAAGCGCGCGCCGCCGCCGUUACUCGUACGUACAGAAGGAGGAGGAGGAUGGGAGCGGCGGCAGGAGGAGAAGGGGAGGCGGUGAGGGUGCUGGUGGUGGACGACUCCCCCGUCGACCGGAGGGUCGUGGAGCUGCUCCUCAGGAAUCACGCCGCCGGAUUCCACGUUACCACGGUGGACAGCGGCAAGAAGGCGAUGGAGCUCCUGGGGCUGAAUAAUGCGCAAGGGAAGCGGAGGAGCAUCGACAUGGUGCUCACUGACUACUGCAUGCCGGAGAUGACCGGCUACGACCUUCUCCAAGCUAUCAAGGCGCUGGGCUCUGCCAACCCGAUUCCGGUGGUCGUCAUGUCGUCGGAGAACGAGCCCCAGAGGAUCAGCAGAUGCUUAACGGCGGGCGCCGAAGAUUACAUCGUGAAGCCUUUGAGAAAGAAGGACGUGCAGCGCCUGCGGAACUGCUCCGCCGCAAGGCCGGCCACCAAGGACGCCGUGGCCGCCGAUGACAGACGACGGAGCUGGGUCAACGCUCCAGCCCCACCGCCGCGUCUGGACACGGCCACCAAGAAGGCCACCUCGGAGCAGAGGCCAGGCCAGCUGGCAGGACUAGCCAUGGCUUCCACCGUCGACCUGUCGCAGUACCUGCAGUUCCUCUUCAAGUUCAUCCUGCUCGCCUACGCGGUGCUCUGCCUCACGGAGCUCCUCCACAGAUGGUCUAACGGCGGCUUCCUCUCCCAGCUCCCGUGAUCGAUCGAUUCUUCGUGGAAAUCGACAGAGUGUGUAGACCAAUGUGUUGCAAGCUUACUUUUCUUUCUAGGCAUGGCUCAAGCAUCCGGAGCUAGCUAGCUAGCUCGAAGUUUCAACAUCCAUGGUGCUGUAGCGGCCUAGCCACUAGGAAGGUUAAUUAAUUGUUAGCUCCUGGCUCAUCGAUCCUGGGCAUUUAAUUGUCGAUUAAAUCAUGGAAGAACCACCGACCGGAGAUAUCCUCCUGUAUAUUGAA
Lolium rigidum is the source of this 1120-nucleotide messenger RNA. Its product is annotated as two-component response regulator ORR2-like. The transcript is spliced from 4 exons. The coding region runs from base 175 to 867 and encodes 230 amino acids. Gene Ontology annotation, biological process: cytokinin-activated signaling pathway; phosphorelay signal transduction system. Lineage: Eukaryota; Viridiplantae; Streptophyta; Magnoliopsida; Poales; Poaceae. The record is from RefSeq and is a predicted model, not a curated record.